AUGAACUCCUCUUCCUCGUCCACUGCUGCCAACAGCAGCUCCACAUCCAUCCAACCCUCUGGUUUAGGAAUGUCCAUCUUCACCAUGACUUUUGGAGCCAUUUCCAACCUCACUGCUCUGGCAAUCUUGGCCAAGUCUCGAGUUCGGUUUAGGCGCCAGUCUAAAACUCCAUUUCUGAUAUUAACUGUGGCCUUACUAUUUGCUGAUCUUGUAGUUGUGGCGCAUAGAAUGCACAAUGCGGCGAGUGUCUCUGCCUCUCUGGGAUCCCUGGGACUGCUUCGGUUCUUCGGGGUGUCCUGGUCCUGGAGUCUGGCAGCAGGCCUCGGGGUCUACUUGGGGACAAAGAGCUGGAAAUACUUCUACAUUGCCGCCCACACAGCCCGGAGAGAUCUGAAUGGCCUUUAUGUGCUGGUGAGGGUGAAGUUGGCUCUGUGGAGCUACAUGAAAAAUGGAAGCAACAUUCUUGAUGUUUUUGCUGAAACGGUCAAGCGGCACCCAAAUAAACCUGCACUGAUCUAUGAAGCAACAGGAGAGACCUGGACCUUCACCCAGCUGGAUGAGCUGUCCAACGCGGUGGCCCACUGGGCCCAGGAUCAGGGCUGGUUGUCUGGAGAUGUGGUGGCCCUCUUCAUGGAAAGCAGGCCACUGCAAGUGGCUCUGUGGCUGGGCUUUGCCAAAGUCGGCGUUGAAGCUGCGCUGAUCAACUUUAACCUUCGACAAGACUCACUCAUGCACUGUCUCGAGGCGUCGGGCUGUCGGGCCAUCGUCUUUGGAGCUGAACUCGCUGAUGCCAUCCAGGACGUGAGUGCUGCUCUUAACCCGUCAAUGGUGCGGUUUUGCUCUGGGGAGCUCAGUGCUGCUCAGCUGACAGGCCUUAAAGCACAACCCCUGGAACCACUUUUACUGUGUGCUGCCAGACACCCUCCAUCACCCUGUCAUCCGCCAAAAGGCAUGAAUGAUCGACUGUUUUACAUUUACACGUCAGGCACCACAGGACUGCCAAAGGCUGCUAUUGUGGUUCACAGUCGUUACUACAGGAUUGCUGCUUUUGGCUAUUUUGCUUUCUGCAUGCGUCCUGAUGAUAUUAUAUAUGACUGUCUGCCACUAUACCACUCUGCAGGUAACAUCGUUGGAGUUGGGCAGUGUCUGAUCAAUGGCCUUACUGUAGUUGUGAAGAGGAAAUUCUCUGCCAGUCGUUUUUGGGAUGACUGCAUCAAGUACAAUUGCACGAUUAUCCAGUAUAUUGGAGAAAUCUGCCGCUACCUCCUGUCUCAGCCAGAGCAGCUGUCAGAGAAAAGGCACAAGGUUCGUCUUGCUGUGGGGAACGGCCUUCGUCCCAGUGUCUGGGAGGCUUUUACGCAACGCUUUGCGGUCAAACAGAUCGGAGAGUUCUAUGGAGCCACUGAGUGCAACUGCAGCAUCGCAAACAUGGACGGAAAAGUUGGAGCCUGUGGAUUCAACAGUCGCAUUCUGCCGUUUGUGUACCCCAUACGUUUGGUGAAAAUAGAUGAAGACACAAUGGAGCUGGUACGGGACAGUCGAGGCCUCUGUGUGCCCUGCCAACCUGGUGAACCAGGCCUUCUGGUCGGUCAUAUCAAUCAGAAGGACCCAUUACGCCGCUUUGAUGGCUAUGCUAACCCAGAAGCUACAAAGAAAAAGAUUGCUCAUAAUGUCUUCAAGAAAAAUGACACAGCCUAUUUAUCAGGUGAUGUGCUGGUCAUGGAUGACUUUGGCUACAUGUACUUCCGGGAUCGCGGUGGAGACACAUUCCGCUGGAGAGGAGAAAACGUGUCCACCACUGAAGUGGAGGGAAUCUUGAGCAACCUCCUGAAUCAGACUGAUGUCGCUGUCUAUGGGGUUGUGGUGCCAGGAGUUGAAGGUAAAGCAGGAAUGGCUGCAAUAGCAGAUACCACUGGGAGCUUUGAUCCCAACAGUUUCCUGCAAAAAGUCCAACAAGCUCUUCCUUCCUAUUCCCGGCCUGUGUUCCUACGGAUUUCCCCACAGGUGGACACCACAGGUACAUUUAAAAUCCAGAAAACUAGACUGCAGCGAGAAGGAUAUGACCCACAUCACUCCACUGACCAGGUCUACUUUUUAAAUUCCAGAGCUGCACGAUAUGAUAUUAUUGAUGAAGAGUUGUACAAUGCCAUAAUUGAAGGAAACGUUUCAUUAUAA
Knipowitschia caucasica is the source of this 2175-nucleotide messenger RNA. The record is from the annotation of a GenBank genome assembly. NCBI's taxonomy places the organism in Eukaryota, Metazoa, Chordata, Actinopteri, Gobiiformes, Gobiidae.